AUGAUAGAAACACCCAGUUCUCCAAGUCAAUUGUCUGACUUUGACAUCAGUGAAUCCUUGGCCCCCUCGCGUGAGAACAAAGCCGCCGUGACCACUAAAGUCACGUUUGAUGGGCUCUUGAAAGAACCAUUGCUACUAAAAGAAGACCUUAAAGAUGGAUGCGGUGGACAACUGUGGCCUGCAGGGAUGGUUUUGGCCAAAUACCUCUUGUGCCGCCAUGCCACCGAUCUAUCUGAUAAAUCAAUUGUUGAACUUGGCGCAGGAGGUGGACUCGUCGGUCUUGCCAUAGCACGCGCGUGUCGUCUUGAGAAGCGGAUCUAUAUCACAGACCAAGAGCCUAUGUUCUCCCUAAUGGAAGCCAACAUUGAACUAAACAACCUCACCCCGAAUGCGACUGCUGCGAUACUAAACUGGGGAGAACCGAUCCCAAGCCAGGUGCCAUCAAAACCCGACGUUAUUCUCGCUGCCGACUGCGUCUACUUUGAACCAGCAUUCCCUCUCUUGAUCACUACGCUCCAAGACCUCCUUGGUCCCAACUCGGUGUGCUACUUCUGCUUCAAGCGCCGCAGACGAGCCGACCUGCGGUUCAUGAAGAUGGCCAAAAAGGCCUUUGAUAUGGAAGAGAUCCGGGAUGACCCAGGGGCAGAGAGUUACAACAGAGAGAACAUUUUCCUCUACACAAUACGGGCGAAAAGAUCUGGCCCCAAAAAACAAUAG
Messenger RNA from Penicillium arizonense, 717 nucleotides. RefSeq lists its product as uncharacterized. NCBI's taxonomy places the organism in Eukaryota, Fungi, Ascomycota, Eurotiomycetes, Eurotiales, Aspergillaceae. The record is from RefSeq and is a predicted model, not a curated record. The coding region runs from base 1 to 717 and encodes 238 amino acids. The transcript has 2 exons.